CGAGACUGGUCUUUGGCUUUUAAUUCUCUCGCCACAGGUUUAGCAUGGCGACUGGCUUGCAUAGCUAUGGUUGCAUCGGCGCAAGUACCAGGGCUCCAAGCCUGCAAGCUCGAACCCAGCUCCAAUCACCAGCAAUUCAGAGUGUCGUAUCACAAAAGACUGCAAAAACUCUUUGCCGGUCAGCAGCAACAUCGAGUUCUGCAAUCUCACCUAAGGAUUCGUCCUCGAAAAGCGCAAUUGAGUACAUAGACUUGCAUCAUGUUGGGUUCCUUUGCAGCAAUCUGGAAAAGUCGCUGGAAUUCUACUGCGGUGUCUUAGGAUUAGAGCUGAAUCCAGAGAGACCCGAAAAGAAGUUACCGUAUCGUGGAGCAUGGUUGUGGGUUGGUCCUGGUAUGAUUCAUCUCAUGGAGCUUCCAAACCCGGAUCCUUUAACUGGUCGACCGGAGCAUGGUGGACGAGAUCGUCACGCGUGCGUCACCAUUAAAGACGUCUCUAAACUUCAGGCUGCGUUAGACAGCGCAGGCAUUGUUUACACUGCAAGCAAAUCCGGAAGACCUGCUCUUUUCACCCGUGAUCCAGACGGCAACGCGCUUGAGUUCGCAGAGCCUAUGUAAGCUUUUAAGUUAGAUCGAAAGGGGAAAAGAAAAACGAAGAUAACUUACUUUGCAUA
Selaginella moellendorffii is the source of this 670-nucleotide messenger RNA. RefSeq lists its product as uncharacterized. NCBI's taxonomy places the organism in Eukaryota, Viridiplantae, Streptophyta, Lycopodiopsida, Selaginellales, Selaginellaceae. Bases 45 to 614 code for a protein of 189 amino acids. The transcript is spliced from 5 exons. The record is from RefSeq and is a predicted model, not a curated record.